CUCCGUGUGUCUUAUCUAGGCUAGGUGCGUCCUUACGCAACUGGGAUAACGAGCUGUCCGUGUCCUACGGAUCCAGUCGUAUUAUUACAAGGUCUCAUUACUGUAACUCGCAUCGUCACGCACGAAGCACGGACCAGGCACGGACCAAACCAGGACCAAACCUAGAAUGGUUCCGCGCGCGGUCGCCACGCAAGUGGGAAUUCCAACCCUUCCAUUGUCUGGCGCGUGGUAUGUGUAGGCAUCCACGUAAAGCGCCAUUGGCUCGUCGCUCCAUGGCUUGGCUGAUACCUAGCCGAUCCUUCGUGCGACCCUUCUCGCCAACUUCUCGCGGUCAAUAACUUACCUGAAGCCCAUAUAUACCUGGUGGUCUUCUAAAACCCGAAUCGGAGGGCUUCCUCAGUCGCGCCCGCCAUGGAUCCCCUUAUCGGCACUCUCGCUUUUACCUUGCUAUGUUUCUUGUAUGCAGUGGUGAAAGCGCGGAAGAGAGUUUCCUUGGCCGAUAUUCCUGGGCCGCAGCCGGAGUCAUUCUUAAUGGGGAGUCUCGCCGAGCUGCACCAAGAGCAGGCGGCCGAGGCGGAUUUCAGGUAUCAAGCUGAAUUCGGCGGUGUUGCGAAGAUCAAAGCACCUUUCGGCGUCGACAUGCUGUGGAUCUGCGAUCCCAAAGCUCUCCAAUACAUCUAUCAAACGUCGGGGUACAACUUCCCAAAACAGCCCGAACGUCGAGUGCUUUCAGGACUGCUCGGUGAUCAUGGGCUGACUUGGGCAGACGGGGAAACACAUAGGCGGCAGAGGAAAGUUAUGCUCCCUGCGUUUGGCUCACCCGAAGCCAAGGCUUUGCUCCCUGUUUUUGAGCACUACGCCGAACAGGUGACGCUGAAGUGGCGCGAUAUCAUCGAGGGUUCUCCGGACCAGAGGGCGGUUUUGAAUGUGAUCAAGUUAAUCGCGCCCGCGACACUGGAUGCAAUCGGCGAAGCUGCUUUUGACUACAAGCUCGGUUGCAUGGACAACGCCGAGAACGAGCUUGCUAGGGGUUACAACAGUCUUGCAGCAGGAAUCUUUUCGAGUCCCUCGAAGUCCAAACUGUUCUGGACUAGCGUUGCUCACUACAUGCCCAUGGGUAUCUCCGAAUGGCUAUAUGCCAAUCUACCAGGGAAGGGCCUUGACAAGGCUCGUCAGAACAGGCGGGCAGCGCACAGGAUAGCACGGGAGCUGCUUGACUUGAAGUCAGAGGCGUUAUUGCACAGCAAAGGCAGCCGCGACGUCAUGAGCAUCAUUGUGAGAGCCAAUGCGUCUGAAAAUGAGAAGACCAAACUCGCAGACGACGAGAUGAUAGCCCAGAUGAGGACGAUCAUGCUAGCAGGUCAAGAAACUAGUUCCAACACGCUCAGCUUUGCUCUGUACGAGUUAGCUAGGCAUCCGCACUAUCAGGACCGCCUCAGGGAGGAGAUUCGCGCCACGGAACGGGUCGUCCACGAGCGUGGUGAUUCUACGUUCACAUCGUCCGACAUGGACGGUAUGCCUUUCCUACAAGCAUUCGUGCGCGAGGUCCUACGCUAUCACCCGGCUGUACCGCACAACUAUCGGCAAGCCUUGAAGGAUGACGUUCUCCCGUUGUCAAAGCCCAUUAGGACCUUGUCCGGGGCAAUCGUCAACGAGGUCCCCAUUCCCAAGGGUACACGGGUAACGCUAUCAAUAGCUGCGUAUAAUAGGGAGAAAGACAUCUGGGGUGAGGACGCCCACGUCUUCAACCCAGAACGUUUCUUGGAAUUCUCCGGAAAGCGUGGCCCAACUGUAGGCGUAUUCGCCAACAUCCUGACAUUCUCCGGCGGUAUCCGUGCCUGCAUUGGCUGGCGCCUUGCUGUUCUCGAACUGCAGUCUUUCCUAGUCCAGUUGGUAUCGAACUUUGAAUUCGGUCUGACGGAAGAGUUGAAGCGGCUUAGAAGGGAAAACGCUCUUGUCAUGGUUCCGACGCUGGAAGGCGAGCCGGAGAAAGGUGUACAAUUACCUCUGGUAGUAUCUUUCGCUCCGCGAUCUGACUAGAUCUUCCCUCGAGCAGACUGGUGUGCUGUACGUCGAUUACUAUUUUGAUUUACACCCGGUUGCAGGUCGUCCCGCUGCAU
Messenger RNA from Rhodofomes roseus, 2120 nucleotides. Its product is annotated as cytochrome P450. The record is from RefSeq and is a predicted model, not a curated record. The transcript is spliced from 13 exons. Gene Ontology annotation, molecular function: monooxygenase activity; oxidoreductase activity, acting on paired donors, with incorporation or reduction of molecular oxygen; iron ion binding. The coding region runs from base 412 to 2040 and encodes 542 amino acids. NCBI's taxonomy places the organism in Eukaryota, Fungi, Basidiomycota, Agaricomycetes, Polyporales, Fomitopsidaceae.